GUCGUAACCACGGCAAGUCUUGCAUCAAGUAUAAAGACGAAAACACGGAGUUCCCUUCCCGUGGCUGUGUUUACAUUAAUUCAAAGAAUAAAGGGCACUUGAGGGCAAACCGCGACAUUACUUUUAUUGACACUCAUAGCAGGAAAUAUUUUUUUUUAGCAUGUAAAGAUUUACACGGCCGACUAGUGGCAUGUGAAUCUCCUGCUUCACUAAUGUGCCAGCCUUCCAAAUGGAAAGGGGGCUUCGCUUUGGCAGCGUGAGCGUUUCUCUGUCGUUCCUGCUCCUCAACGUGGUCAUCGGCCUCGGGACCCUGCACACUUUGGGCUACGUCGUCGCCGGCAGAGAGCCCCAGCUAGCCUCAAGGGGCUCGGGCAAUGGACAAGCGGUCAGGCUGCCCCCGGGGGUGGCGGAUGUGACCGUGGAGGACGUGGAGAACGGGCCGACUGCCGCCGAGGACGACGGGUCCUGCGGGGGAGAACGCCACGGAAGUGUCCCAAUGAGGAGGUCUUUGGUGAUCAUCAGCACCCUGGACGGCCGCAUCUCAGCGUUGGAUCCGCACAAUCAAGGGCGCAAGCAGUGGGACAUGGACGUCGGCUCCGGGUGCCUGGUGUCCUCCAGUCUCAGCAAACCUGAGGUAUUUGGCAGCAAGAUGGUGAUCCCGUCUCUGGACGGCGCCUUGUUCCAGUGGAACCGCGACCGCGAGAGUAUGGAGGCGGUGCCUUUCAGCGUGGAGUCCCUGCUGGAGUCGUCCCACCGCAUCGGAGAAGACACCGUGCUGGUCGGCGGCAAGUCGCUCACCACCUACGGCCUGGGCGCCUACAGCGGCAAGCUGCGCUAUAUCUGCUCGGCGAUGGGCUGCAGCCGCUGGAGGCCCGAGGAAACGGAGGAGAGCGAAGAUGUGCUCCUGCUUCAGAGGACCCAGAAGACGGUCCGAGCCAUCAGGCCCCGUUCGGGACUGGAAAAGUGGAACUUCAGCGUGGGAAACUUUGAGCUGAAACUCCUGCCGGAGGCGCAGUCGGCCAUCAACUUCCUGGAGGCGGAGAUGGCCGGCGGCGACCCCUGGCGGCGGGCGAAGCGUCAGAGGAUUAUCACGGAGGAGUCCAAAGAACAGGCGGCCAACAAGAAGAACCACAACCUGGACCUGGUCAUCAAAGUGUCCGUCCCCGAUUGGAAGGUGAUGGCCUUCAGCACCGAGCCCGAUGGACAGCUGGUCUGGGAACAUCAGUUCUGCACUCCCAUCGCCUCUGCCUGGCUGGUGGGCGGAGGCCAAGUCACCCCCAUCAGCCUGUUUGACGACACGGCCUACAGCAACCAGUCGGAAACGGACGAGGAGGACGAUGACGGCGACAAUCCAGAUGCCUCCAAAGAUGCUUCGGCGUCCAGCGUUUACCUGGGGAUGUUCCAGGGUCAACUCUACCUCCAAUCCUCGGUGAGGAUCACCGAAAAGUUCCCGUCAAAAGCCAUCGGGUCCGAGAAGGACAUCAUCGCGUUACCGACCGUCAAAUGGAAGCCUCUUAUCCAUUCCCCGUCUCGGACUCCGGCCUUGGUCGGCUUUGACGAGUUCGACAAGUGUCUGAACAACGACAAGUUCUCCCAUGACGAGUACAGCAACGGAGCUCUGUCCAUCCUGCAGUAUCCUUACGACAACGGCUACCACUUCCCCUACAGCAAGCGCUACCGGGAGAAGCGGGACAGCGCGGUGAGCGUGAUCAAAAGAAGCGGGGCGCAGCCCGACAGCGGCAGGAACAAAGACCCCGUGUUGCUCCUGCCCUGGUGGAAGGAGAUCCUGGGCACCAUCGUCUUCUGCAUCACCGCCACCACAUACAUCGUACGCAAGUUCUUCCACCCGCCGGCCUCCGUUGGCGUCAGGCAACGUAAAGAGUCCGAGACGCAGUGCCAGACCGACAAGACUGACCUCGAGGUCGUGGAACCCAAAGAGCCCGACGCCGAGGAAACGCGCUGCAGCAAAUACGUGUCCAGGUACCUGACGGACUUUGAGCCCGUGCAGUGCCUCGGCCGCGGGGGCUUCGGCGUGGUCUUCGAGGCGCGCAACAAAGUGGACGACUGCAACUACGCCAUCAAGAGGAUCCGACUGCCCAACAGGGAGGUGGCGCGCGAGAAGGUGAUGCGGGAGGUGAAGGCCUUGGCCAAGCUGGAGCAUCCCGGCAUCAUUCGAUACUUCAACGCCUGGCAGGAGAGCCCUCCCGAGGGCUGGCAGGAGAGGAUGGACCACAGGUGGCUGCAAGACGCCAGUGUCACCGAGUCGCCAUUGAGCUUCGUGGAGCACAUGGAGCCGCUCUCCGUCAAAGUGCCGGUGUCCCAUUUGUCGCCACCGGGCGGCGGGUCGGGCGCCGGCGCCGCUGCUCCAUUGGUGAACGGGCACCUGUCGCAGGUCACCACCGCGGGCACCAACAGCAACGCGUCCCCGAACCCUCUUCUGGGCCACGAUAGUCUCGGGUCCGAACAGGACAGCCAGGCCGAGCCGGACCGCCCGGACACACCCGACUCGUUCGAUCUCUGCCUGCCGCACCGGCCCAGCGACUGCACCUCGUCCUCCUUCGACAUUGUCUUUGAGGACUCGGGAUGCGACCGCGACGCCGAGGUGGAAGCGGAUGCGGAGGAGGACUCGGCCUCCGCCGCCACCCAUCGGGACCCGCUCAGCGUGAGGGGGUCCGCUUCGUCCUCGCCGCACACUCCGCGGCCCGAGGACGGCCGGCCCUCCACUUCGACGCCUCCUCGGCCCAACUCGCUGGCCCUGGCUCUGCCCGUGACUCUGGCCGGCCAACAAGCGCAACCGUCUCCCAAGGUGUACCUGUACAUCCAAAUGCAACUGUGCCGCAAGGAGAACCUGAAGGACUGGAUGGCCCGGCGCUGCCUCCCCGAGCAGAGGGAGCACAACCAGUGUCUGGACAUUUUCCUGCAGAUUGCCGAAGCCGUCGACUUCUUGCACAGCAAGGGCCUCAUGCACAGGGACCUCAAGCCGUCCAACAUCUUCUUCACGAUGGACGACGUGGUGAAGGUGGGCGACCUCGGCCUGGUGACGGCCAUGGAGCACGAGGAAGACGAGUGCGAGCAGUGCGCCCUGACGCCGGCCCCGCUCCUCACGCGCCACACGGGCCAGGUGGGAACCAAACUCUACAUGAGCCCAGAGCAGCUCUCCGGGCAGUCGUACUCGCACAAAGUGGACAUUUACUCUCUGGGCCUGAUCCUGUUUGAGCUGCUCUACCCGUUUCGGACGCAGAUGGAAAGAGUGAGGACGUUGAUGGAGGUUCGCUCGCUGCGCUUCCCAGAAUCCUUCUCCAAAAACAACUUCCACGAGCUAAGCAUGGUGCUUAGCAUGCUGUCGCUCAUCCCUGCCGAGCGUCCGGAGGCAGCGGACAUCACCUGUCUGCCGCUCUUUGCGGAUUUGGAGCUUCCGUGCCGGCAGGCGGCCGUGCGACAGCGCUCGCGUACCUACAGCACCUCAUCGACGGGCGGCGGCGGCGGCGGAGGACGCUCCCCGCGACAGCCCUGCGCAACCUGACGGAACCCCCACCCCCCUCCCUCUCUUCCCCAAGGAAACAACAUUUUCUACACGACUGCUACUGAAUUCAGCCAAGUGCUUCUCUGAACUUUCCCCCCACCCCUCUCCUCCGGUCAUGCUUCAGUCCCGACGCCAUGGUUACACGCGCACGCACGCCACACCUCAGGUAGGACAACCACGAGGAGAUGCCUUCAGUCUCAUGCCUGAUUUGGAAGACCAAAAAACAAAAAAAAAAACAAGGAAGACCGUCUUUUUUUCAUAUUUCGUUAGAACUGUGAGAGGAUCUGAAUUGCCUUUCGACUAAAUGAAUGGCCCAAGCCAGUGCUUUUGAUUACUCCUACUCUACAUCUGUUCCGACCCCUUUCACACUGAGCGAUUGAACAUCCACCACGCCAUUUUUAGCAAACACAUUGCUAUUUUGUAUUUUUUUUUAUUUAACCCUCAUGUGUACCGAUUGUGACAGGCAGGCUCUGACAUGAGAAGAGCCACUUUUUUUCCUCUUUGUAAAUACAGCUAGAAAUGACGCUGUUCUGCGUGAAACUCCCAAAAAUUCAAUCCCCCCCCCCCCCCCCAUUUUUGUCGCAAAAUUUUGACAGCGAGCGGCUCGGUGUGAAAGGCUUCCUUCAGUCUUGGUGGUUGUUGGGUGGACGUCGGGCGAAGGAUGAUGGCAGUCAGCAGGACAUGCACUUCGGGGAAGGUUUCAGCGCAACCUCGGAAGUGUGACAACCACUCGCUUAUCGUAGCGACCGCUCGCUUCUCACUGCAGUUUUGUGGUUCGUGUUCCCAAGAUGGUUGUUGUCUCCUCCACCCCACAACAUUUUUUCGCUCUUGGUUUUGUUCUUCUCCAAUCGCAAAAUGGCCUCACAGUUAGCCUGUACAGUGCCCCCUAGUGCUUGGGCAUGUACAUGACAACCUGCAAUACCUUUUUUUAUAUUGGAAUUAAUUUCUUUUGUAAACUCCUCCAAGUGCCAUUAUUAUUAUUAUUAUUAUUAUUAUUAUUAAUUCAAUCCAGCCUUGUGCAUGUGGGCAUGCCCCAAGUAUGAGGAACCACGCUGAAAAGAAGAGUCGUGGGAAAAUGAAGUCAAAAAAAUCUUUGGACGGUUAAUGCCAAAUUCUCAUGUUGCGACAAUUCUCGCAUAAUUAUGACAUUUUUCCGUUAAACUAUGACUUUAUUCUGGGAAAAUUUCAACUCUUCUCAGAAAAGUUCCUAUUUUUGGAGGGCCCUGAAAAUAGCGACUUUUGUAAGUGAACUUUUUUUUUUUCCCCCCCACGAAAUAUGAUUAGAAUUUUAUUCCUGGAAAAAUACAUUUUCUUUUUUCUUUUUGUAGGAUCAUAUUAUAACUUUGUUGUAGCAAAAUUACAGCUGACAAAACGUGCACUUUUUUUCUCUGACAGUUACAACUUUUUUUUUUCUGGUCGUUUUUCUCCAAAUGAUGACUUCACUCUCUGAAAUGGAUAGACUUCCAGGGAAACAAUUACGUUUUAUUUUUUCAUUUCCAGAAAAUUACAACUUCUUUUUCACAAUUUAUGUUUCAUUUUCAUAAAAUGACUUUUUUUUCAACAUUAUUGUUGGAAAAGUAGGGCUUUUACGAUUUAACUGUCAGAAAAUUCAGACUCAAUUUUUCUGUCAAAAUGUCAUUCUCUAUGCUUGCAAAAGUACAACUUUUUUCCCCCCGCUCAUAAAAUUUAAUUCUGACUUUUUUUCCUUGGAUGAAUUAUUUUUUUUCUCACGAAUUAAGUCUUAGGAGGGAAAAUACUUUUUUUUUUCCCCCCUUCUGAAUAUUCCAAAGUUUUUUCUGCUAAUUGUAUGACUUGAUUUUGUAAUUCUGAUUGUAAUGUUUGUGGUGUUGAGCGUGGGCUGAAGAAGCCGCUGCCGAAUUUUGCCACGUGAGCCGGCGAAAUCCUGGACCUGAUGGCGGUCACGUGACCUGCUCGCCAAGUGCUGAGAGUCACACGAACCGUCGUGUGCUCCCAAGAUGGUUGUUUUCUAACGUUUUGGGGCUAAGAGCAAUUUUGAUUGUUUUUGUUAUUAUUAUUAUUGUUGUUCCAAUUGUUAUAUGGCGUUUUUGGAAGCCAAGUGAUGUUCACACACUGGGCCUUCCGCGCCAUUUUUCUAAAGUGAGUCAGGCACGCACACAAUGUUGCGGACAAUCACCAACUCAUCAUCUUCAUUGUCCAAGUCAAAUCGUCAUUGAUUGUUCCUCUUUGUUCCUCUCCUGAUUGCGGAGGUUUCGCUGCCUUUUGUUUGGCUCUGACAGAGAAGGAGGGGAUGAGGGGGGAGAAAAUAUCAUGGGACAAGUAGCUUGGUCCUACUCUGCAAAAACUAACAAAACAAAAAAAAAAUUCCUCGGGGUGAAAAGGCACACAUUUUUUUCUGUUCAUACAGAAAUGUAAAUAUGUUGAUUUAGCUUUUUAUUUAUGUUCCAUGCUGUUGAUCAAUCCGUUUGGGGUUGGCGUUUAUUC
Molecule: messenger RNA, 5986 nt
Organism: Hippocampus zosterae (dwarf seahorse)
Lineage: Eukaryota; Metazoa; Chordata; Actinopteri; Syngnathiformes; Syngnathidae
Gene: eif2ak3
Product: eukaryotic translation initiation factor 2-alpha kinase 3
Exons: 18
Coding region: 230-3523 (1097 amino acids)
Biological process (GO): protein phosphorylation
Molecular function (GO): ATP binding; protein binding; protein kinase activity
Source: RefSeq, a predicted model, not a curated record